This is a messenger RNA of Hyla sarda, 2859 nucleotides long. RefSeq lists its product as uncharacterized. Lineage: Eukaryota; Metazoa; Chordata; Amphibia; Anura; Hylidae. The coding region runs from base 906 to 1511 and encodes 201 amino acids. The record is from RefSeq and is a predicted model, not a curated record. The transcript has 2 exons.
UCCAUGGCCAGAUCUUGCUGUCACAUACCUGGAUGCGGAUGUCAUGGAGCAGGCCCAUCAAAAUCUUCAGCACCAGGCCCAUGAUCCUCUUAAUCCGGCCCUGAUCACUGGACCUAAUAUCUCCCCUAAAUCCAGCGGAUCUCUACUAUACAAUCCUUAAGAAACUAAAUUGAGCUUAUCUGAUCCCAACCGACUGUCAAUCGCUGCUCAGCUAUAUCUGUAGAGACUCUGUUAUCUGGACUGUUACUAUUACUACAUAUACAGAAAUUCUUCAGUAAAAGUUCCUGCAAGUUUUCCGUUAACAGUGGUUGUGGACAUCACCUAUUGCUCUUGGGAAGGGUGGCAAUAGGCCUAUCAAGAAUACAGCAUUUAACCCUCACCCUGGCGUCACUAGUGACAAGGGUUAACAGCGCCCUUAACUGUCCUGAACAGCAACACCCCAAAUACCCUACACUCCCCCAAGACAGUAUCCUCUAAUCCGCCACCACAACUCUAUUUGGCGUUGCACGAACAGGAUUCGGGUGUGUGCCUACUGCUGUUGCCACUAGUGAAGUUGUACUCCGCCCCCAGAAAGUAACGGACUUUAUUCAUGUGUCGCAAACCGCAUUAUAGUGUACAGGAGCGGUGCGUGUGGUGCAACUUGCAAGGGGGCCACGCGAAAAGUAAGGGGGGAGGCGAAGAUUUAUUUGCUGAAAUGUGUAAACUGCGAAACGAAUUCAUGCUACAUUCCUCUGGUCCGGUCAGCACGGGAGGAGUUAACCUGCUGCUGGAGAAGUGCGCAAAGAAGUCCCGCGCUGCGCCCCGCCCCGCCCCUGGGCGUGGCUGCCAAGUUGCUGUUUCGCAGCCAAAAGGGAACUUGGAGACACAGGAGUUGUUUCUGGGAGGACAGGAAGUGGGCUGCACCGAUGAUGUCCUUCCUGCUGGCUGCCAUUUUGGGGAAGCCCGCUAUAAAAGACACGACACAGAGCGACCUCUUCAGUCUGCACAGAGAGCUGGAGAGUACAGACAUGGUGGAGAGCAGCAUUCCACGUGGUGAGAACAGCACAAUGGCACCAAAACAGCGGAAAGUUGUGGCAGUCGCAGCCCGACUUUUCCAAGAACUUGCUGACCGUCUGCAGCGGUUGUCAUUAGAUGAAGAGGGGGCCUGCAAUCUUCCCCCACUGCCUGAUGAUGACAACGAUUGGCCAGACACAUCUCCAGCAGAGAGCGCAAGGACACCUGGAGGUGCAUCGCCGGUGAGAUUCUCCCCUCACCACAGAACUUGGGGCUCGUGGGCCGAGAUCCCAUCGGAGGAGUCUGCAGUGAGUACCCCGCCAGUGGUGGACUAUUCUUCCUCCUCCAGCCAUGAAGCUAAAAUACCUUUAUCUACUUUGCCAAGUGCACGAUCGUGCUCACCAGAUUUGCCCCAGUGGAUCUUUGGGGACGAGCCGGGACUUAUCAAGUAUAUGCACGCGGUUCUACAGCCUAUACCUGGGAAGCCACUCCCACCAAUUCCAGCCGCACAAAGGUAAAGGGCCCGUCAAGAAGCCGAGCUGGCUGAAUUGAUGGACAAGUUAAAGGCCCGACACAGAGAACUGUACGCCCCUAAGCAUGUGCAUUUGCCUCCUGAGGAAAGAAUUCCCUACCAGGAGAAUACUAAAGAAAUGGAAGCUUUAUUCAUCCGCAAAUGGGACCAUCCCCGAGAAGGGGAGGAGCCUCUAGAACGACGGAGAGCAAAUGUGGCCAAGUUCGACAAGGUCAGAGGUUAUGCGACACCCCUAGAUUGCCACACAGGGCAAACCAUCCUCGUAAACCGGUGAGCAGUACAGAGGUCAUAUCUUCAUAAAAAGUUCUACUCCCUGGAGGUGGGUGAAAUUGUGGAGUACACCCCCGUCCAGAGCCUGCGUGGAGAAUGGGCUGCAGCGGUCACAAGACUAACAGCCCCAACACAGCUUCCCUUCAAAUACUUUCCGUCUACAGAUUGGGAAUCGGAUCCCUUCAACUUGAGGCCGAAAUGGUCUGCUCCUGAUGCCUCCACCAACGUACUCAAGGAGGAGGAGCCUCUACAGCAUCAAUCAUCUUCUAUGUACAGUAAAGUUCCAAGUCCUGCUCAAGUUCAAUAAAGUAAGCCUAAAUUGCGGGCACCAAAGACCGUACCUAGACCCUCUCGGAGCAAUGAGAGUUUGUCUGUUCCAGAGGUACCAAGGUACGUACCUAGGCCCUCUCGGAGCAAUGAGAGUUUGCCUCCUGCACAGGUACCAACGUAUGUACCAAGGCCCUCUUCUGAUAUGGAGAGUUUUCCUGCUUCCAGGGCACCGACGAAAGUGUUUUUCCCCACUCCUGAUAUGGAGAUGGUGCUAAAACCCUAUGCACCAACUGUGCUCCCGGCCAGUAAGCCUUUGGUCACCCUCAAUUCUACUCUCACCAAUGUGGUGUGGGAGAGUUACAUUAACUCCUUGCCUGCUUUAGAUGUUGGGAGAUAUAGAGGUUCUACAAGAGGCACAAGGAGAUUCCGAAGAAAUGUCUUGUAAUGUUUAUUGCUUUUCUAUGCUAACCACUUUUGUUUUUCAGUAAAAAAAGUUCAAGACAUGUGCCUAGCAGGACGGUGCUAAAAUUGUUCCAGUUUCAAGUUCAGCAACGUAACCAUCAAGCUUUUGUGCCUGACCAUCAGGUCAAGAGACUCCUAGCCAGUAGGAGAUUCAUACGUUUUGUCCCAGGUUGAAUUGGGACAACCGUAAAACAUAGACUCCUAGUGUAGGUGGACUGCAGAUCCUUACACGUCCAUUUUGUGUACAUAACCCUAUAUUUAUAGGACUCUCUUGCUGAGAUUUGCACUUAUCAGGUGUAUGCGCCUGAACCUUGUUGGAGUGGUAAUAAAUU